AAAGAGAGAGAGAAAGGCGCUAUAUAUAGCCGAGGGAGGGGCCGGCCACCUUCGUUUUCAUAUCUCCCUUCCCUCCUCUUUCUCUAUCCCAUAAGGAAGAAGCACACAAAUCCAUCACACCCCCCCUCCCUCCUCCUCCUCCUCCAUUUUUAAUCGUUUCCAAAUCCAUCAAAUAUCAUUCCCCCAAACAGAUCUUCUUCUUUUUUUCCUUUCCUUCUUUCUCUCUCCUGAAUCCAAGUUUUCCCCAUUCUUUCUUUCUUUCUUUCUUUCUUUCCCCUUUUCACCGACGACGACGACGACGAUGAUGAUCCAUUGAAUCUUUCAUUCAAGUUCUUGAACCAUUCGUGUGGACGGACUCAGGACUCGCGACAACAUUUAUAAUAUCGGUGUGAAGCUCUUUGGGUUUUGGAAGCGAACAGGGAUCUCUGCAGAAGAAAUGGAGCAGAAGAAUGUCCUCUUGUCGGCAUUGAGCGUCGGCGUUGGGGUCGGUGUGGGCUUAGGCUUGGCUUCCGGGCAAAAGGUGGGCAGGUGGAUGAGUGGGAACUCUUCUGAUGAGAUCACGUCUCAGCAGAUUGAACAGGAGUUGUUGAAACAGAUCAUUGAUGGCAAACAAACCAAUAUUAAGUUCGACGAGUUCCCCUAUUACCUGAGCCAACAAACUUGGGCAUUGUUGACGAGUGCGGCAUUUGUUCACCUAAAGCAUGCCGACUUGUCUAAGCACACUCGGAACCUUUCAGCUGCGAGUAGGACUAUACUGCUCUCUGGGCCAGCUGAACUUUACCAACAAAUGCUUGCCAAGGCUUUAGCUCACUACUUCGGAUCAAAACUGCUGAUCUUGGAUAUCUCCGAGUUUUCACUUAAGAUGCAAAACAAGUACGGGUGUCCCACCAAAGAACCGUCUUUCAAGAGGUCUAUCUCGGAGGUGACCUUGGAGCGAAUGUCCAGCUUGUUCAGUUCCUUCUCAGUUUCACCUUCAAGGGAGAAAAGAGGCACAUUACAUAGGCAAACCAGCAGCUUCGAUGUUAAAUCAAGGGGUCUGGAAGAAUCUAGUAAUCCCUCCAAGCAUCGUAGGAACACCUCGAUGACGUCUGAGAGCAGUAUUUGCUCUGACUUCAAUCCUAUGACUUCAGCAUCAUUCUCCAAGCGAACUAGUCGAUGGUGUUUUGAUGAGAAACUGUUUCUACAAUCACUUUACAAGGUCUUGGUUUCAGUGUCAGAGAUAAGUUCGGUCAUUUUGUACCUCAGAGAUGCUGAGAGGCUUCUUCUUCAAUCAGAAAGGCUAUACAAAUUGUUCCACAGAAUGAUUCAUAGACUCUCGGGAUCUGUAUUAAUUCUUGGUUCUCGGAAGCUUGAUGAGGAGGAUGAUUGUGCGGAAGUUGAUGAGAGGCUCAGCUCUCUGUUUCCUUACAACAUCGUGAUAAAGCCACCCGAAGAUGAGACUCAUCUCAUGAGCUGGAAGGCUCAGUUGGAAGAGGAUAUGAAAAUGCUCCAGGUCCAAGACAACAGGAACCACAUUGCUGAGGUUUUAGCAGCAAAUGAUAUUGUUUGCGAUGAUUUGGUAUCAUUCUGUCACUCAGACACGAUCUCUCUUAGCAAUUACAUUGAAGAGAUCGUUGUUUCUGCAAUCUCUUAUCAUCUUAUGAAUAACAAGGAUCCGGAAUAUCGAAAUGGAAAGCUUGUCAUAACCUCACAAAGCUUGUCCCAUGGGCUGAAUAUCUUCCAGGAAGGGAAAGGCGGGGACAAGGAGAGUUUAAAGAUGGAGCAAAAUGCUGAAUCUUCUAAGGCAACCAAAGGGGAAGAUAUUUUCGGCGCAAAAACUGAUCUCAAGUCUGAUAACUUGACAAUUGAGAGCAAGACUGAGGCAGAGAAAUCGGGCUCUGCUGCGAAGAAAGACUCAGAGAAUCCCCCUCCCAAGGCUCCGGAAGUACCUCCAGAUAAUGAGUUCGAGAAGCGCAUAAGGCCCGAGGUCAUCCCAGCGAACGAGAUCGGAGUCACGUUCGCAGAUAUUGGUGCUUUAGAUGAGAUCAAAGAGUCGCUCCAAGAGCUCGUCAUGCUCCCGCUCCGAAGGCCCGACCUCUUCAAAGGCGGCCUCCUGAAGCCUUGCAGAGGCAUACUUCUCUUUGGCCCCCCUGGCACAGGCAAGACAAUGCUCGCAAAGGCAAUCGCAAAUGAGGCAGGAGCAAGCUUCAUAAACGUCUCCAUGUCCACCAUCACAUCAAAGUGGUUUGGGGAAGAUGAGAAGAACGUGAGAGCGCUCUUUACGCUUGCAGCUAAAGUUUCACCCACAAUAAUUUUUGUGGAUGAGGUUGAUAGCAUGCUAGGACAAAGGACAAGGGUUGGGGAGCAUGAAGCUAUGCGUAAGAUCAAGAACGAGUUCAUGACGCAUUGGGAUGGUUUGCUGACAAAGCCAGGGGAGCGCAUUCUUGUUCUUGCAGCAACAAACAGGCCGUUUGACCUCGACGAGGCUAUUAUCAGGCGGUUUGAAAGGAGGAUAAUGGUCGGUCUCCCAUCAGUUGAAAACCGGGAAAUGAUCUUAAAAACUCUUCUGUCAAAGGAGAAAGUUGAAGAUCUGGACUAUAAGGAGCUUGCUACCAUGACAGAAGGAUACAGCGGAAGCGACCUCAAGAAUCUGUGCGUGACAGCUGCAUAUCGUCCUGUUAGGGAGCUAAUUCAGCAGGAGAGGUUGAAAGAUAAGGAAAGGAAGCAAAGAGCCGCCGAUGAAGGGAAGAGCUCAGAGGAUUCCACGGAGAAGAAAGAGGAAAAAGAAGAAGAGAGUAAAGAGGAUAAAGAGGAAGCAGUGAUCACGCUGAGGCCCCUGAACAUGGAAGAUAUGAGGCAGGCCAAGAAUCAGGUGGCCGCAAGCUUUGCAGCUGAAGGCUCGGUAAUGAGUGAGCUGAAGCAGUGGAACGAUCUGUACGGGGAAGGAGGAUCCAGGAAGAAGCAACAGCUAUCUUACUUCCUCUAGGUUCUCCGGCAAGUAUCAUGCAAAAUGUAAGCACGGCAACCACGUCUUUCCACGACUUAUGCCUUGGCGAGCAAGCGACCAUAGAAAGUCCUUAAAGAACAAACUCAAGAUGUAUCUCAUGCAGUAACAUAGAGCAGCAAGUGAAGAAUUCUGCAGCAAGAAGAGGACAGACCCUCAUAGACGCCAUUAAGUAGGGAGAUUUUUUUAGCCUGGACUCUAUGGAGUUUGGUGAUGUUAAUUAAUUCUAUGUGAUUAUGAGUGUGGGAAACUUAGAAAUGCUACAAACGGAAGGUUUUUUUUUUUUUUUUUUGCCCUUUCUUUGGUUCAUCGAUUUGUAGAUAGGCUUAUUGAAGACGUUGUUUGAAAGAGUGGAAGAUUUGUAAAUUGUAUAUUUUGGGUGAUGUUGAAUAGAGUACAUAGAUGUUCUAGGUUUGCUUCAUUA
Punica granatum (pomegranate) is the source of this 3407-nucleotide messenger RNA. NCBI's taxonomy places the organism in Eukaryota, Viridiplantae, Streptophyta, Magnoliopsida, Myrtales, Lythraceae. The record is from RefSeq and is a predicted model, not a curated record.